Messenger RNA from Neomonachus schauinslandi (Hawaiian monk seal), 1157 nucleotides. RefSeq names its product MRT4 homolog, ribosome maturation factor (gene MRTO4). The record is from RefSeq and is a predicted model, not a curated record. NCBI's taxonomy places the organism in Eukaryota, Metazoa, Chordata, Mammalia, Carnivora, Phocidae. The coding region runs from base 28 to 780 and encodes 250 amino acids. Gene Ontology annotation, biological process: ribosomal large subunit biogenesis; nuclear-transcribed mRNA catabolic process; rRNA processing. The transcript has 8 exons. Gene Ontology annotation, cellular component: nucleolus; preribosome, large subunit precursor. Gene Ontology annotation, molecular function: RNA binding.
CCUUCCGCCGCAUGUGGCUGCAGCGCGAUGCCCAAAUCCAAGCGCGACAAGAAAGUUUCCUUAACCAAAACUGCCAAGAAAGGCUUAGAACUGAAACAGAACCUGAUAGAAGAGCUUCGAAAAUGUGUGGAUAUGUACAAGUACCUUUUCAUCUUCUCCGUGGCCAACAUGAGGAACAGCAAGCUGAAGGACAUCCGGAACGCCUGGAAGCACAGCCGGAUGUUCUUUGGCAAAAACAAGGUGAUGAUGGUGGCCUUGGGUCGAAGCCCAGCUGACGAGUACAAAGACAACCUGCAUCAAGUCAGCAAGAAGUUGAGGGGUGAGGUCGGUCUCCUUUUCACCAACCGCACCAAGGAGGAAGUGAAUGAGAACCCCACCACCACCACUUGUCUUUUCCUGAGGUGGUUUACGAAAUACACGGAAAUGGACUUCGCUCGAGCCGGAAACAAAGCAACUUUCACUGUGACCCUGGACCCUGGGCCCCUGGAGCAGUUCCCCCACUCCAUGGAGCCACAGCUGAGGCAGCUGGGCCUGCCCACUGCCCUCAAGAGAGGUGUGGUGACCCUGCUGUCCGACCACGAGGUGUGUAAGGAGGGCGACGUGCUGACCCCAGAGCAGGCCCGUGUGCUGAAGCUUUUCGGGUAUGAGAUGGCUGAAUUCAAGGUCACCAUCAAAUACAUGUGGGAUGCGCAGUCUGGAAGGUUCCAGCAGAUGGGAGAUGACUUGCCCGAGAGUGCAUCCGAGUCGGCAGAAGAAUCAGAGGGGGAAGAUGACUGCUGACAGAUACUGGGGACGGACUGUGGGAACCACCCCGCUCGUUGAACAGCAGGGAGGGCGAGAGGGAUGGACUGCUUUUCUAUAAGGAAUAAAACUGUCUGCAAGGUGGCUCCUGUGGACAGCAAAGAGGACUUUUCCUAGAAAAAAGGCCUUGGCUUUGGACUUUUAUUUGGAUUCUCUGGGUUCCUUUGUUUACCUGGAGCCAGCUUCCAGCACUGGCUCCCGCAUUACGUCUGGGGACGUGAGAGCCACCCCCAGAGCUGGGGCUUCUCUCCUCUGGCCCUUUUGCGCCUCCUGGACAUGGGGGUUUGCCAAGGAAUAAAGGAACCCUGGCCACCCUUCCUGCCCCUUUCUUUCUCUCCCUCCUCCCCCCCAGUCCU